CGGUGGCCCGUCACGCUGCUGCUGCGGCGCUCCAAGUUCACCUCCGCCCCGGGGCUCUCCUGCCCCACCUCGGGGCUGCCGCCACCCGCUCCUUAUUCUCUGGCCCUGGCCUUGCUGCGUGGCGACAAUGGACAAGAUCCUGGAGGGCCUUGUGAGUUCUUCGCAUCCCCUGCCCCUCAAGCGGGUGAUUGUGCGGAAGGUGGUGGAAUCGGCGGAGCACUGGCUAGACGAGGCGCAGUGCGAGGCCAUGUUUGACCUGACGACCCGGCUCAUCCUGGAGGGCCAGGACCCUUUCCAGCGGCAGGUGGGGCACCAGGUGCUGGAGGCCUACGCACGAUACCACCGGCCAGAGUUCGAGUCCUUCUUCAACAAGACCUUUGUGUUGGGCCUCCUUCAUCAGGGCUACCACUCUCUGGACAGGAAGGAUGUAGCCAUCCUGGACUACAUUCACAACGGCCUGAAGCUGAUUAUGAGCUGUCCGUCGGUGCUGGAUCUCUUCAGCCUCCUGCAGGUAGAGGUGUUACGGAUGGUGUGUGAGAGACCGGAGCCGCAGCUCUGUGCCCGACUGAGCGACCUUCUGACCGACUUCGUGCAAUGCAUCCCCAAAGGGAAAUUGUCCAUCACGUUCUGUCAACAGCUGGUUCGAACGAUAGGCCACUUCCAGUGCGUGUCCACUCAGGAGAGAGAGUUGCGGGAAUAUGUCUCCCAGGUGACAAAAGUGAGUAACUUGCUGCAGAACAUCUGGAAGGCCGAGCCUACCACACUGCUGCCUUCUCUGCAGGAAGUUUUUGCAAGCAUCUCUUCCACAGAUGCAUCAUUUGAACCUUCUGUAGCAUUGGCAAGUCUUGUGCAGCAUAUUCCUCUUCAGAUGAUUACAGUUCUCAUCAGGAGCCUUACUACAGAUCCAAAUGUAAAAGAUGCAAGUAUGACCCAGGCCCUUUGCAGAAUGAUUGACUGGCUAUCCUGGCCAUUGGCUCAGCAUGUGGAUACAUGGGUAAUUGCACUCCUGAAAGGACUGGCAGCUGUCCAGAAGUUUACUAUUUUGAUAGAUGUUACUUUGCUGAAAAUAGAACUGGUUUUUAAUCGACUUUGGUUUCCUCUUGUGAGACCUGGUGCUCUUGCAGUUCUUUCUCACAUGCUGCUUAGCUUUCAACAUUCUCCAGAGGCGUUCCAUUUGAUUGUUCCUCAUGUGGUUAAUUUGGUUCAUUCUUUCAAAAAUGAUGGUCUGCCUUCCAGUACAGCCUUCUUAGUACAAUUAACAGAAUUGAUACACUGUAUGAUGUAUCAUUAUUCUGGAUUUCCAGAUCUCUAUGAACCUAUUCUGGAAGCAAUAAAGGAUUUUCCUAAGCCCAGUGAAGAGAAGAUUAAGUUAAUUCUCAAUCAAAGUGCCUGGACUUCUCAAUCCAAUUCUUUGGCGUCUUGCUUGUCUAGACUUUCUGGAAAAUCUGAAACUGGGAAAACAGGUCUUAUUAACCUAGGAAAUACAUGUUAUAUGAACAGUGUUAUACAAGCCUUGUUUAUGGCCACAGAUUUCAGGAGACAAGUAUUAUCUUUAAAUCUAAAUGGGUGCAAUUCAUUAAUGAAAAAAUUACAACAUCUUUUUGCCUUUCUGGCUCAUACGCAGAGGGAAGCAUACGCACCUCGGAUAUUCUUUGAGGCUUCCAGACCUCCAUGGUUUACUCCCAGAUCACAGCAAGACUGUUCUGAAUACCUCAGAUUUCUCCUUGACAGGCUCCAUGAAGAAGAAAAGAUCUUGAAAGUUCAGUCCUCACACAAGCCUUCUGAAAUUCUGGAAUGCAGUGAAACUUCUUUACAGGAAGUAGCUAGUAAAGCAGCAGUACUAACAGAGACCCCUCGUACAACUGACAGUGAGAAGACUUUAAUAGAAAAAAUGUUUGGAGGAAAAUUACGAACUCACAUAUGUUGUUUGAACUGCAGGAGUACCUCACAAAAAGUGGAAGCCUUUACAGAUCUUUCGCUUGCCUUUUGUCCUUCCUCUUCUUUGGAAAACAUGUCUUUCCAAGAUCCAGCAUCAUCACCCAGUACACAAGAUGGUGGUCUAAUGCAAGCCGCUAUACCCAGUCCUUCAGAAGAACCAGUAGUUUAUAAUCCAACAACAGCUGCCUUCAUCUGUGACUCAGUUGUGAAUGAAAGAACCACAGGCAGUCCUCCUAAUGAGUUUUACUGUUCUGAAAACACUUCUGUCCCUAACGCAUCUAACAGGAUUCUUGUUAAUAAAGAUGUACCUCAGAAACCAGGAGGUGAAACCACACCUUCAGUAACUGACUUACUAAAUUAUUUUUUGGCUCCAGAGAUUCUUACUGGUGAUAACCAAUAUUAUUGUGAAAACUGUGCCUCUCUGCAGAAUGCUGAGAAAACUAUGCAAAUCACAGAGGAACCUGAAUACCUUAUUCUUACUCUCCUGAGAUUUUCGUAUGAUCAGAAGUAUCAUGUGAGAAGGAAAAUUUUAGACAAUGUAUCACUGCCACUGGUUUUGGAGUUGCCAGUUAAAAGAACUACUUCUUUCUCUUCGUUGUCAGAAAGUUGGUCUGUAGAUGUUGACUUCACUGAUCUUAGUGAGAACCUUGCUAAAAAAUUAAAGCCUUCAGGGACUGAUGAAGCUUCCUGCACAAAAUUGGUGCCCUAUCUAUUAAGUUCUGUUGUGGUUCACUCUGGUAUAUCCUCUGAAAGUGGGCAUUACUAUUCUUAUGCCAGAAAUAUCACAGGUACAGAGUCUUCAUAUCAGAUAUACCACCAGUCUGAGGCUCUGGCAUUAGCAUCCUCCCAGAGUCAUUUACUAGGGAGAGAGAGUCCCAGUGCAGUUUUUGAACAGGAUUUGGAAAAUAAGGAAAUGUCAAAAGAAUGGUUUUUAUUUAAUGACAGUAGAGUGACAUUUACUUCAUUUCAGUCAGUCCAGAAAAUUACAAGUAGGUUUCCAAAGGACACAGCUUAUGUGCUUUUGUAUAAAAAACAGCAUAGUACUAAUGGUUUAAGUGGUAAUAACCCAACCAGUGGACUCUGGAUAAAUGGAGACCCACCUCUGCAGAAAGAACUUAUGGAUGCUAUAACAAAAGACAAUAAAUUAUAUUUACAGGAACAAGAGUUGAAUGCUCGAGCCCGGGCCCUACAAGCUGCAUCUGCUUCAUGUUCAUUUCGGCCCAAUGGAUUUGAUGACAAUGACCCACCAGGAAGCUGUGGACCAACUGGUGGAGGGGGUGGAGGAGGAUUUAAUACAGUUGGCAGACUCGUAUUUUGAUCCUGAGAGAGUCCAAAAUGCACCGGUCACGAAACAUCUAAUACCAUGACUGUUAAAAUGUCACAGACUAUAACAAAUAUCUAUCUUUUAUUUUUCAUUAGACCCUUAUACUUCAAGAGAACACAUUCAGUGCUUGUUUUUAUUUUCUUGACACAUUUAUUAACAAAAUGCAUCAUGGAAAAAAAAUCUACCUCUUAAAAUUCCAUUUGCUUUUAUGGUUAGACAUGCUUGACCAAAAAUGUUCAGAAGAAAAUAUGUACCUGGUCCCUAAUUAAGCUGCAUUAAAUUUGGUAGAAGCAUUUAAAUGGUCUAUCUUCAGUUUUACUGAACAAAAAAUGUAAUUUAUUUAGCAUUCUUUAUAAAAGAAUUGAUGCUAGAGGUAAAAAAAAAAAAAAAAUACUUGUUUUUAAAAAAUCCUUUAUGUCUUGUGUAAUUACCCCAUUAUUAAAUUCAAGUCUUUAAAAAUCAACUAGAGAUGAUAAAGUCUCUAAGGAAGGCAAUAACAAAAUUUAUCAAGAUAUAGUACUUUUCAGUUUUUGUGUAGUGUCUUCAGCAUCACUGUAUCUGUAUUUCAAGUACAAAUGUUUUUAAAAAGGAUUCUUUAUACAUAUGUGCUGAAUUGAUUUUAAGAAAGUUGCAUGAUCCUGUAGGAGCAACAUUUUUACCUAAAAAAUGCUAACUUUGUAGUAUUUCUAAUUGUUCAAGGAUUUUAAAAUUCUAUUUCAGGGAGUAUAUCUUCUGUGUGUUUUGAAGGAGGUGAGUUCUGUAUGUGCCUUGCAGUACUGUAAUUCAAAAAUAGGAAUCUUUGGCUGCGAAAUGUUUUUUUUUUUUUUAAAUGAAAUGUUAGGAAGUAAUUUUUGUGCUAACAUUAAAAUUAUAACUUUUUGAAAGGUAAUAGAUUUUCCUUAAGUAAAAUCUGAUGGUUCUAAAUCAAUCAAUGUGAUAGUUCAUUUUUAACUCUUAGAAGAAUUCAGAGGAAAUGAACCCAGCUAAGUAUAAAAUCUUUCUUGAUUUUGUUACUUAUUCCUCAGAAUAUUAAACAUUGAUCACAUAUUUUUAGAGUUGUACAUUUGGGUUUUUUGUUUGUUUCAGUCAUAUGUUUUGCACCGUUGUUUCUAUUUUCAUAGUUCUAGAUAAAAUGUUAAAAUGCCAAACCCUACCUUCCUACACUUUCUUUUGCCAGGAAACUGGAAACAUGUCAGUUCUCCUGGUUCUUGAUUAUACAGUACUCAAGAAUUAUCCCAGUUAUCCCCCUUCCUAAAGGUUUUAACUUAUCCACAGUUGUUCAUUGUUCUCAAGAUUGGUCUCAUAUUUAUUUUGAAAACAUUUUAAGGAAAAGAAUGUUCUUCGAUUAUUUGGGGCUUAUCUUUCUCCCAAGCUUUUAUGGCAGUGGUUAAAAAAAACAGAAAUCCUCAUGUUUAUUCCACUACCUCCCAUUCCUAACCUGUUUCCAGUCACCAGGAAGAUUAGGAGGGCGGAUUAGAUUAAAAACUGAAAAUUCUUUGCAGAUUUAAUCAAGGUUCUCCUCCUUAUAAAUGAAUGAACCAGUUAUCAUGCUUUUCUGUGGUCUUCUUAUCCCAAUAGUGAAUUUCUGAGCUAUCCUGUGUAUUCAGUUAUCCACUUACUUGAUAGCAACUUAUGAUCAGAUUAUAUCAGUCUUGGCAUUUAUUGAAAUUGGUAAAGUGAUUUAAUAUUUGAUAGAUUGAUAUUGGGCUAAGAUGCUUCUAGCAACUUUCAUAAAAGCAAUUAGACUUACGCAGCUUUAUCUAUGAAUAUCAAUCAGGUCUCUCAAGGAUUUUAUGUAUCAAGAUAAUAUGUAUUGACUUUUUUAAAUGAUAAAAUGAAUUCUAGUUAGAGUCUUUCCUUAGUAUCUGCAGUGGAUUGGUUCCAGAACACCAUCCCCCAAUAUUAAAAUCCACAGAUGCUCAAGUCCCUUAUUUAUAUAAAAUAGCACAGAAUUUGCAUAUAACCUAUGCACAUCCUCCCAUAUACUUUAAUCUCUACAUGAUGAGAUAUGAUUGCAUAGCACUUACAUUGUGCUAUGUACUUGUUAUAUUGUUUUUUCAUUUGUGCUAUUUUUUAUUACAUUUAUUGGUUUUUUAAAUUUUCUAUCCAAAGUUGUUUGAAUCUACGGAUACAGAGCCUGAGGAUAUGGAAAGCUGACUGAAUACAGUAACACUGAGAGUAUUCAAAUAACUUCAUACCAGUACCAAAAACUUGAAGACUUCCUUUUAACAUUAAAAAUAUAGUAACCUUUUACAUGAUUUGUUGAAUUCAAAAUAUUUGGAACCAGAAUAAUCAGAAACUUCAUUCAAAACCUAUGCAGCUGAACUUUUUUAGUAAGGUAAUACUCAGGACUGCUGUGAUUCUAACAGAUCCCUGUGACUUAAUUACAGAUUUAUUUGUCAUAUUAGGUCUUUUCUUUCUCCCAUAUUCCUAACCCUUGUGCUUAGCUCCAACUCUUGUGAGAUUUAACUCUGAAGACUGAGUAGAGUGCUACUGCUGUUUGUCUUUCCUUUAGUCCAGAGUAAUCAGUUUAAAUGAAGUUGCUUAUUACUGCUAAGAAGCAUUAGGCUUCACUGCUAGCAAAAAUGAAAAACUGUAAAUCUGAGUCUUUCUUUCAAAGAUGUUUAUUGACACAAUUAAAGUAAAAACUUGUUUAGAGAUAUGCAAAGAAGGAAAUAUAUAGGAUGUCACACAAGCUCUGAUAACCUAUCCACUAAGCAGGUGCCUAUGCAACUCUGAUUUAUGGCAUUAACAUAUCUCAAAUUGGAAGAAGGAUUCUAGCUCAUUCUCCAUUCAAGCAUCUUCCCACUGCCUCUCUUCCAGUUAAAUAAUCAGAGAAGCAGGGCAGCAUAUGCCUGGAGAUCCCUGACGUUUAUCUCCGUACCUUAAAUUGUUGAUAGAUCCUUUGGAUGUAGAGAUAAAAAUCCAUCAUGAUGUCUAGAGGUACUGGGGGGUCCAUGUGAAAGGUUCAAACAACCUAUUACAUAUAACGCACAUCUGGAAAGAAUAAAAAUUUUCAAGCUAAGUCUUAAGUUCAAAUCUA
Molecule: messenger RNA, 6305 nt
Organism: Cercocebus atys (sooty mangabey)
Lineage: Eukaryota; Metazoa; Chordata; Mammalia; Primates; Cercopithecidae
Gene: USP38
Product: ubiquitin specific peptidase 38
Exons: 10
Coding region: 128-3256 (1042 amino acids)
Biological process (GO): protein deubiquitination; ubiquitin-dependent protein catabolic process
Cellular component (GO): cytosol; nucleus
Molecular function (GO): cysteine-type endopeptidase activity; cysteine-type deubiquitinase activity
Source: RefSeq, a predicted model, not a curated record